Messenger RNA from Penicillium nucicola, 1032 nucleotides. RefSeq names its product D-2-hydroxyacid dehydrogenase family protein. The transcript has a single exon. The coding region runs from base 1 to 1032 and encodes 343 amino acids. Lineage: Eukaryota; Fungi; Ascomycota; Eurotiomycetes; Eurotiales; Aspergillaceae. Gene Ontology annotation, molecular function: NAD binding; oxidoreductase activity, acting on the CH-OH group of donors, NAD or NADP as acceptor. The record is from RefSeq and is a predicted model, not a curated record.
AUGACAAAGCUCAAGUUUGCCAUUCUUGACGACUAUCAGGGCAUAGCGCCCGCCUAUUUUGCCCAUCUCGAGUCACGCAUCGACAUCUCCAGUUUCCCCGAAACCCUCGACCCCCGCAAUCCCGGACAGCACGAUGCGCUCAUCCAACGACUGCAUCCGUUCGAUGUCAUCCUCGCGAUGCGGGAGCGCACCCCCUUUGCGGCCAAGACCAUCUCCGCACUGCCGAAUUUAAAACUCCUCUUGACCACCGGAACCCGGAAUCUCUCGCUCGACCUGGAGGCUUUUGCGCGGGCCAACAUCCCCGUCGCGGGGACCGAGGGGCGACCUCCCGGCGUAAAUUCGACCGUCCAACAUACCUGGGCCUUGAUUCUAGCACUAGCCCGGAAUGUCGCCCGUGAUGAUGCCGCCGUGAAGCGGGGUGAAUGGCAAGGCGCCCUGGGAUUAAAUCUGUCGGAAAAGACCCUCGGACUCCUCGGUCUCGGGAAACUGGGAUCUCAAGUGGGCAAGAUUGCAGUUCUCGCCUUUGGCAUGAAAGUGUCGGCCUGGUCGACCAAUUUGACCCAAGACAAGGCCGAUGAGCAAGCGCAAGCUCAGGGCCUGCCGGCGGGAUCCUUCGUGGUCGCUGCCUCCAAAGAAGCCUUUUUUGCGCAGGCGGACGUGGUGAGCGUGCACAAUGUGCUCUCCGACCGAAGCCGCGGCAUCGUCAGUACCGCGGAGUUGGCCAAGAUGCGAUCCACUGCAUUCAUCGUCAACACGUCGCGAGGGCCCUUGAUCGAUGAGGCAGCUCUCCUCGAGGCUCUGAAUGCAGGACGCAUUCGUGGAGCAGCCCUCGAUGUAUUCGACCCCGAGCCCUUGCCGCUGGACAGUCCCUGGCGAACCACGCCGUGGGGUCAAGACGGGCGCAGCGAGGUGGUCUUGACGCCCCACAUGGGAUAUGGGGAAGAAGAGCUACUCCGCGGUUGGUAUCGGGAAACAGCGGAGAAUCUAGAGAGGUGGCUCAAGGGAGAGGAACUGGUGCGCAAGAUGAACUAA